This is a messenger RNA of Amphibalanus amphitrite, 5593 nucleotides long. Its product is annotated as bifunctional glutamate/proline--tRNA ligase-like. The record is from RefSeq and is a predicted model, not a curated record. The coding region runs from base 209 to 5497 and encodes 1762 amino acids. Gene Ontology annotation, cellular component: cytoplasm; aminoacyl-tRNA synthetase multienzyme complex. Gene Ontology annotation, biological process: prolyl-tRNA aminoacylation; translation; glutamyl-tRNA aminoacylation. Lineage: Eukaryota; Metazoa; Arthropoda; Thecostraca; Balanomorpha; Balanidae. Gene Ontology annotation, molecular function: ATP binding; glutamate-tRNA ligase activity; proline-tRNA ligase activity. The transcript has 9 exons.
GAGGUGUUGAUAACUGCAUGAUCGCAUACCGUUGUGCAAUUCGCAACAUAAAACUUUGAUGCUAGAGCUCGGAAAAUUAUCAACUUGGUACUCACUCUGCGAAGUGUCAGCCAUACGAGAAGAGGUCCUGAGACUCCACCGCCAACUAAAGUGAAAUUAGUAGCUCUAGUCUGCUGCUUAUUUGGCGCAGGUGUUGCCUGUCUCUGACAUGGCCUCUCCAUGUGUGCAGCUGAGUCGGCGACAGCCGCCAUUCGGCGUGCUGCUGACCGCCCAGCAUGUGGGCGCGCCCGUGCAGUGGGCGGACCAGACGGCUCUGCGGCUCUCGGCCGAUCUCUGUCUGUCGUCGCCAGCCUCCGUGUGCCGCCAGCUGGCACGCCAGGCCGCCGACGCCGACCGGCUGUACGGCGUCUCGGCACUGGCGCGCACCACCGCCGACCACUGGCUGGGGUUCAGCGCGCGUGUCUCGGCAGCCGCCGGCCGGUCGCAGCUCGAGGCCUCGCUGGCUGAGUUCGAUUCGGUGCUGUUGACGCUGUCGUUUCUGGUCGGCGAGUCGGCCAGUGUGGCUGACUAUGCCGUGUGGGGCGCGCUGUACGGCAGCGGCCACUUCCAGGCGGCGCUGGUCGCUGGCACGGUGCCGAAAAAUGUGCUACGCUGGUACCGGCUCAUCGAAGAGCUGCCGGCGGUAAAGGCGGCUCUGGCCGCUCUGCCCGCCGAGCUGAAACCUCGAGCUGCCGCUGCACCCGCCGCCUCCGCCGCCGGCGCCACCAAUGCGCGCAAGGAGGAGGGCAAGUUUGUCGACCUGCCGGGAGCUGAGAUGGGCAAGGUAGUGGUGCGAUUCCCGCCGGAAGCGAGCGGCUACCUGCACAUUGGUCAUGCCAAGGCGGCACUGCUUAAUCAGUAUUACCAGAAGGCGUUCAAAGGACAGCUCAUCAUGCGCUUCGACGACACCAAUCCGCAGAAGGAGAAGGCCGACUUCGAGAAGGUGAUCCUGGAGGACCUGAAGCUUCUGGACAUCCACCCGGACCGCUUCACUCACUCGUCGGACCACUUCGACUUGAUGCUGCAGAUGUGUGAGCGGCUGCUGCGCGAGGGUCGCGCCUACGUGGACGACACCGAGCCGGAGCAAAUGAAGGCCGAACGCGAACAGAUGCAGGAGAGCGCUUGCCGUUCCAACUCGGUGGAGAAGAACCUGCAGAUGUGGCAGGAGAUGCUGGCCGGCUCCGAGGCCGGGCAGCGCUGCUGCGUGCGCGCCAAGAUCGACAUGAAGUCGCCCAACGGCUGCAUGCGCGACCCGACCAUCUACAGGUGUAAGCCAGAGCCGCACGUGCGCACCGGCACCAAGUACAAGACGUACCCGACGUACGACUUCUGCUGCCCGAUCGUGGACAGCAUAGAGGGCGUGACGCACGCGCUACGAACCACCGAGUACCACGACCGCGACGACCAGUACUUUUGGUUCAUCGACGCGCUCGGCCUGCGCAAGCCGCACAUCUACGAGUACAGCCGGCUGAACAUGACCAACACGGUGCUGUCCAAGCGGCGGCUGACUUGGUUCGUGGAUCAGGGCCUUGUGACCGGCUGGGACGACCCGCGUUUCCCCACCGUGCGAGGCAUCCUGCGCCGUGGCAUGACCGUCGAGGGACUGCGCCAGUUCAUCGUGGCGCAGGGCUCGUCCCGUGCAGUGGUCUUCAUGGAGUGGGACAAGAUCUGGGCGUUCAACAAGAAGGUAAUCGACCCGGUGGCACCGCGACUGACAGCCUUGCCGGCCGAGGGUGCCGUCACGGUUAACGUGAAUGGCGCCGUCGUGGAGGCCACGCAGGCAGCACGUCACCCCAAGAACCCUGACGUCGGAACGAAGACGGUGUGGACCGGCCCGCAGCUGCUGAUCGACGCUGCCGACGUGGACAUGCUCGUGGAAGGUCAGAACGCCACCUUCAUCAACUGGGGCAACCUGCGCAUCGACAAGGUGAACCGCUCUGGCGGCACCGUCUCUGUGGAGGCCACCCCACAGCUGGACAACAAGGACUUCAAGAAGACGCCGAAGCUGACCUGGCUGGCCGCUACAGACAAGGCGCCACUCAUCCCUGCCGUAUGCGUGUACUACGAGCACAUUAUCUCCAAGCCGGUGUUGGGCAAGGACGAGGACUUCAAGCAGUACGUGGCGCAGGACACGCGCUCCGAGCUGGUGAUGCUGGGAGACCCGGAGCUGGCCGGUGUGAAGCAGGGUGACAUCAUUCAGCUGCAGCGGCGCGGCUUCUUCAUCUGUGACUCGCCCUACCGACCUGCCAGUGUGCACUCGGGUCGCGAAAGCCCCUGUGUGCUCAUCUACAUCCCUGACGGACACGACGCCAAACCCGCGACUGGAGGUAAGGCAGCUAAGACGACUGCCACCCCAGCUGCCGGCAAGGGUGCAGCAGCUCCCGCUAAGUCGUCUCCUUCUGCUGGCGGGGAUGGCGCUGCCCUGAGUCAGAAGAUCGCUGAACAAGGAGAUAAGGUAAGGCAGCUGAAGUCUUCCAAGGCCGACAAGGCUACCAUCGAUGCUGCCGUGAAGGUAUUGCUGUCUCUGAAGGCUGAUUACAAGGCAGCCACCGGCCAGGACUGGAAGCCGGGCGCCGCUCCGGCUGCCAGCGGAAACAGUGCGGCUUCUGCAGCUGAUCUCAACGCACAAAUCACCGCGCAGGGAGACAAAGUGCGACAGCUGAAGUCUGCCAAGGCCGAUAAGGCUGCAGUAGACGCCGAGGUGAACGCGCUGCUCGCCCUCAAAGCCGACUUUAAAAAGGCCACCGGUCAGGACUGGAAGCCGGGCAUGACACUACCUGCUGCCGCUGCUGCUGCCCCUCCUUCUGGUGGAGGGGACGGGGCAGCCCUGAGUCAAAAAGUCGCCGAACAGGGGGACAAAGUCCGUCAGCUGAAGGCCGCCAAAGCUGACAAGGCCACCGUUGAUGCUGCAGUCAAGGUUCUUCUAUCUUUGAAAGCUGAGUACAAGGCAGCCACCGGCCAGGAUUGGAAGCCAGGCGCCGCACCGGCUCCUGCCCCUGCCGCCACCCCCGCUGCUGCCAGUGGGGACGGUGCAGCCCUGAGUCAGAAGGUGGCCGAACAGGGGGACAAAGUCCGUCAGCUAAAGUCUUCCAAGGCCGACAAGGCUACCAUCGAUGCUGCAGUGAAGGUGCUGCUGGCUCUAAAGGCCGAUUACAAGGCGGCUACCGGUCAGGACUGGAAACCAGGCGCGGCCCCCGCCCCCGCCGCCGCUGCCGCUCCCGCCGCUGCUAGUUCAGCCGACUCCAGUGCCGCCGGAGACCUGAACCAGCGCAUCAUCGACCAGGGCAACAAGGUCCGUGAGCUGAAAGCUGCCAAGGCCGAUAAGGUCUCAGUAGACGCCGAGGUAAAGACGCUCCUCAACCUCAAAGCCGACUUCAAGAAGGCCACCGGUAAGGAUUGGAAGCCAGGCAUGACACUACCUGCCGCCGCUGCCGCCCCUGCCCCCGCUGCCGCUGGCGGAGAUGGGACAGCCUUGAGUCAAAAAGUCGCCGAACAGGGGGACAAAGUCCGUCAGCUGAAGUCUUCCAAAGCCGACAAGGCUACCAUCGAUGCUGCCGUGAAGGUACUGCUGGCUCUAAAGGCCGACUACAAGGCAGCUACCGGUCAGGACUGGAAGCCGGGCGCCGCCCCCGCCCCCGCCGCCGCUCCCGCCGCAGGCGCCGCUAAAGGCGCGGACCUGCAGGCGCAGAUUGACGCACAGGGCUCCAAGGUCCGGGACCUGAAGGCGCGCAAGGCCGACAAGGCUGAGGUGGAUGCCGCCGUGGCCUCGCUACUCGACCUGAAGAAGGCCUUCAAAGAGCUGACCGGCCAGGAACCGGCGGCCAGCGGCGGCGGAGGACGCACGCCCAAGAAGCCCGCCGCUGACAAGAAGCCAGCUGAAAAGAAGCCUGCCGAGAAGAAGUCUGCUGAAAAGCCGGCUGCUGGCGAUGACGGGGGUCCGAAGAAGCAGACGCGUCUCUGCAUUGAGGCGAAGAAGGAGGAGGCGCUAUCAGACUGGUACUCCCAGGUGAUCACCAAGUCGGAGAUGAUCGAGUAUUACGACGUGAGUGGGUGCUAUAUCCUCCGUCCGUGGUCCUACUCCAUCUGGGAGAACAUCAAGGACUUCUUCGACGCCGAGAUCAAGAAGCUGGGAGUGGAGAACUGCUACUUCCCCAUCUUCGUCUCACACGCCGCCUUAGAGAAGGAGAAGACGCACAUCGCCGACUUCGCUCCCGAGGUGGCCUGGGUGACCAAGUCUGGUGACUCGGAGCUGGCUGAGCCGAUCGCCAUUCGGCCCACCAGUGAGACGGUCAUGUACCCGGCGUACGCGCGCUGGAUCCAGUCGCACCGCGAUCUGCCGCUCCGGCUGAACCAGUGGUGCAACGUGGUGCGCUGGGAGUUCAAGCACCCCCAGCCGUUCCUGCGCACCCGCGAGUUCCUGUGGCAGGAGGGUCACACGGUGUUCGCCAGCAAACCGGAGGCCGAUGAAGAAGUGCUGGCCAUCCUCGACCUGUAUCGGCGUAUCUACGAGGAGCUCCUGGCCAUCCCGGUCAUCCCCGGACGGAAAACCGAGAAAGAGAAAUUCGCCGGCGGCGACUACACCACCACAGUAGAAGCAUACGUGGGCGCCAGCGGCCGAGCCAUCCAGGGCGCCACGUCUCACCACCUCGGGCAGAACUUCAGCAAGAUGUUCGAAAUUGUGUUCGAAGACCCUGAGACGCAGGAGAAGCAGUACGUCUGGCAGAACUCGUGGGGAGUCACCACACGCACCCUUGGUGUCAUGGUGAUGGUGCACGGCGAUAACCAGGGCCUGGUGCUGCCGCCACGCGUCGCCGGCAUACAGGUGGUGAUCGUGCCGUGCGGCAUCACUGCCAGCAUGAAGGACACCGACCGGGACGCAUUGCUCGACUCGUGUCGGCGAUACGAGUCCGAGCUGCGCGCCGCCGGCCUGCGCACGCGCGCCGAUCUCCGGCUCAACGUGUCUCCCGGCUGGAAGUUUAACCACUGGGAGCUGCGCGGCGUGCCGCUGCGCCUGGAGCUGGGGCCGCGCGACCUGCGCCAGGACCAGUAUGUGCUGGUGCGCCGCGACACCGGCGACAAGGCGACGUUCGCGCGCGCCGCCGCCGCCACCGACGUGCCUUGCCUCCUCGAGGAGAUCCAGGCGAACAUGUUCGCGCGCGCCAAGGCGCGUCAGGACGAGCACGUCGUAGUGUGUCACGACUUUGACGAGUUCUGUCGCCGCCUGGACAACAAGUGUCUGAUUCAGGCGCCCUACUGCGGAGCUAUUGCCUGCGAGGAACGCAUCAAGAAGGAGUCGGCCAGGGAGGAGGCGGCGGAGCCCGGCGCACCAGCCAUGGGCGCCAAGGGUCUGUGCAUUCCGUUCCAGCAGCCCGCUGAGCUGGCAGCCGACGCGCGCUGCAUCUGUCCGAACUGCGACGAGAAGCCAAAGUUUUACACCCUGUUCGGCCGGAGUUACUGAGAGCCCGGCCGGCGGCGGGUCGGCUGUGUGACCUGGCGACGCUCGGUGGGGGUUUAGGUGACGGCCACCGGCGAACUGAAUACAGCCUGACCCGCC